GUGCCACCCAUCCAACAUCGGUCACGCACCUUAGCUGGCAGCAGUCGGUCGGCUGGCAAUUCAAAGAAGCAACAAACUUCAGUCCUUCCCAUUGCCUUAGACAUUGUCGUUCAACUUGUCGGCGGUUCCGUUGAUGGACAACGACGACACUUUUGUUAGUGGCAACAGUGGCGGCGGCGACGGCGACAAUGCCAGCGCCUGAUUUCGCUAUUGCUGUUGUGCCAGUGCGGUUUUGCUUGCGGAUGCCGAUUAACGACCCACCAACCGAUGCAGCAGCAGCGGCAGCGCUCACGUUCGGCACCCAACAGUUGCCGCGAUCUCGCUAGUUCAGUGUUGGCAUUCAGAACGUGCGGAUGUCCUGACGCUUAUCGAUAUACUUGUACGUUCCAACCUACCGUUAUACGCGCACCGAAAUCGGAACGCGUGAGUGUGUGUGAAAAGCAAAAGUUGUUUCUAAAAACAAAUAAAAAAUUUAUAAAUACGUGUGUCAGCAUGCAGGACGCAUGAAGUUUUGAAUGCGUCGCUUCAACACUCACACACACACAUACAUGUGAGCGUCGCCAUGUGGCAGGCGGAUGUGCAAUAAAAAACGCGCGAUUUUGGUGCGUGAUGAAUUGGCGUCGAGUGUGUGUGCCAUUUUGUGUGAAGUCCGUGCCGGAUAAGUGAUAUGAAGUGCAAGAAGCAACAAAAAGAAAACGAAAACAAAAACAAAUAUAUGCAUGUAUGUGAAAAAGCAGAUAAAAGCAAGGAAAAUAUUUGUAAUAGGAAAAAAUUGCAGAGCGAAAGCUAAAUCAUAAAUUCACACGUGAAUGAGUGAGGAAAUUGUGACGAUUUAAUACGAGUGCAGGCGCUUACCACACAUACACAUGCACGGUGAAAUGUUGGCAAGUGUUUGAUAUUAAAAUAUACCGAUUUAAACUUAAAUGAAUGCGUAAAAAAGUUGCGAAAAAUAAACUUUUCCACUUUUCUUUUUAUGGCGUGGUUUUUUACAGCAAAAAUUAAUAAAUAAACGACAAAAACAUAAGUAAAUACAGCAGCAGAAAAAGCGCGUGUAAUUUGUAGUGAAAAGUUGGCAACAAGCGGAAAUCGCUGCUGAAGUGUAAACAAAUGUGACACACGCCUUCCUGAAUUUCCAAAAACAAAUACGAAAAAUACUAAUGAAUGCAUGCAGCGGCAAUAAAAAGGUGGAGGAACGGUGAAUCCGUAUUAACGUUAAGUCACACACGAAGAGCUUUCAUUUAAAAAACGGUAAAAGCAACAAAUUUGCAGAAAGUGCGUCUUAAGCAGACAGCGAAGGUACACAUUAAAGAGAGAAGGGGAAAAAGUGAAAAAGCGAGAGGUGUGAAAAUUUAAGUUAAAGUUACAAAGUGAGCGGAGAACUAUUUUAAAACAAAUUCUGUUAUAAAUAUAAAAAAAUAUAAAUAAAACAAUAAAAAAAUAGUAUAUGAGAAAAUUAAAAUAUAAGAAACAGUUGUAAAAAGGAAUAACAUAAAAAAAAAUUAGUAAAAAAUAAAAUAAAUACAAAUAUUAAUAAAAAAAAAUGUUUAAUAAAAUAAUUUAAAAAUAUUCAAUAUAAAAAAAAAACCAAAUUGUAAAUAAAAAUUUCUUUGGAAGGAUAUAGCAAAAAAUUUAAAUAAAUAGUGGCAAUACUACAAAUUCCAAAAACAAAAUAAUUAAGCUAAAUAUUUUGUAAACGAAAAAAAAAAAAAAAAAAUGCCUAAAUGCAAAGUUGCUGUAAAGUUUACACUUUCAUAAGUUUCCACGUCCGUUUACAUAUUUGCAACAGUGUUAAAAGCAUAUUAAGACAAAAAGUGCAAGAAAACAUACUAAAAGUUUAACGCUUACUCACUGACUAACUGAUAAAUACAAGAAAGAAAACACACACCUACACAUUGCAUACAAUACAUAAAGCGCGGGGGCGUAUACGUAACCUCAAUACAGUGUAAAUAAAUGGAAUAAGAGCACUGUGCAGCGAAGCGAAGUCAAGUGCAUGUAAUGAUAUAAAGAAUCAAGAGCAGUAAAUAGAAGGAAAACAGCAAAAGAAAACUUAACAAUAAUAACAAAAACAACAAUAAAUAAAAAAUGCAAUAAAACUAGUGUGUGUGAGUAAAUUAUUGACGGCUGCAAAGUGUACGAAAGUGUGAAGUGAAGUGAGCGAAAUUGAAGGGAAAGGGUAAUGGAAAAGGAACACAAUGGAAUGCAACAAAAAAGAAAUUAAAGAAAACUUGCAAAAAAUUAAACUUAGAAAGUAAAUAAAAUACAAAUAAUGAAGUUUACGAGCAGCCGGCGGCAGCGAAAAGCUGCAAAGCCGACGUAAAGUGAAAGCCAGAGCGGGAAGGAGAAGAUAAAAAUUAGUAAUUGAUAAACAUUUGUUGUUCUAAUGCAAUGUGGAAGGCGGUGAAAAGUUAAGUAAAGUGUGGACGUGAUAAAAUAGAAAUAAAGAAAAAGUAAAACAAAUAAAUAAAAAAGCAUAAGAAAAAAUAAAAAAAAAAACAAUAAAAAAAAACUUAUGGCAACUAUUUGCUAGAGGAGACGUGGCGAGUGCAACAAAUGGCGCACAAGAGGCAGCAAAUUAAAUAUCAAUAGUGUUAUUGUGGCAUACAAAGCAUUAGCGGAAGUAACUAUAAGGUGUAAUGUAGAUGGUUGCGUCUGCAAAAACAAACAGUGAGCCGGAAAGAAAGAAAAAAUAAAUAAAACACUAAAAAGAAAUAAAAAUAAAGAUAACGAACACACAUAUGCGCCACGAAAGGUGAAGAAGCCAGCAUUUCAAAUUACUAUCCGUGCAAUGUUGCUGCAGGCGGGGCCUGUCAUGGUCCCAGUGACGCCAAACAGCGAUAAAAUGUGUUGUUGUAGCGAAAACAACAACCAACACCACCCUACCGAAGAAGGCUCAAAACGAAAACCCCAUAAUACUUGCACCACUUGCCACCAACUGCAGGCCAGCAGCAUUAAAAAGAAUGUAUGUAGUACACAUUUAGGCGCUAUGCCAGGUGGUGAUGCAAAACCCGCGUUAGUGCGACACUUACGGCUUUGGCAAGCGUGUCGUCGGCGCAGGCGGCGUAAAAAGGGUGGCGGAGAAAUGAGAAAUGCACACAAAAACAAUAACAAUAACAGCAUACAACGCUGUAAUAAGCAUAAGCAAGCGAGGGUGGCACGAACACGACGUACAAUGCAUGCAACAACUACACGCGGUGCUAUUGAAAAGCGAAAAUUAAGAAAGCGCGUAAUCAGUAGCAUGGCUACAAGCAAUUGCAGUGGCGCAGCGUUGGCAACGCGCUUGUUGCUUGCGGAUUACAACGACAGCGGCAUGUUGCAAGCGCGAAACAGUAAUUGCCUGCGAGCAAGAACAACAACAACAACAGCUGCAGCGGCUGCUAGAGUGGCAUUGGAAAGCCGUGCAAAGGAGCUGUUGGGUUUACGUAGUGCAAGAGCAGCAACAAAAACAACAACAACAAUAGUAACAACAAUAACGGGAACAAGGCCGUUGUCGAAAUUGGUGAAAUGUGAGCGCCCAAUAAAAAAUGCCACACUAGCAACAACGGCAUCUGAACAACAGCCAACACCGUUAGCCUGCCUGCAUCAACAGCAACAACUCGAAACUGGGUUUCAAGUUGACAGCGCAGGAAUGUUGCGUGCCCGUAGCAGCGGCAAACCCGCUGGUGUAUCGUUAGAACAACAGCUUAUCACACGUGAGUUCCAAAAUAAGCAGCUGCAACAACAACAACAACACUGCCUUCAACUAACAACUGCUGCGGCACUACAGCAACCAGCUGCCAAAGUAAACUACUUGCAACAUCGAAGUUGGCGAAAUUUAAUUGGAUGUGUGGCAAGCACAUGUCCAACAACAACAGCUACCAUUAUAAAUACGAUCACAGCAGCAGCAACAAACGUUAUUGCAACAGCGCCAGCAACAACAGCAACAACGCCAAGUGCACCCAAUUGCAACGCGCAUUGUUCGGCUGUCUCAGUUGUGGACACAAAAAUGUCAACUACUCGUACGCUGUCUGCCAAGCAAAACGUUGCGAAAUCAACAACAUCAAAAUUCGUGUGUGUUGAAAUGAAAAAUAUAUCAGCGCAGCAGCGACAUGUUGUGCCGUGUGUCAUUGCGCGUAAAUCCAAGUGUCGAAGUACUAUCGCGCUGACAAGCGCAUUAACAGUGAUGGUGAAAACAGCAGCAGUAACAAUAGCAAAAAAAGCAAUUCAACCGGCAAAAUCUACAAAACGCGAUAAACCAACACAAAUAAAAUUAGCUAGAAGCAGAGCAACAACAACAACUACAGCAAUGUUAUUUGGCAACAUUUUCACAGUACUUGUCGGUUUGCUGACGCUACAUGCUACUGUUCUGCGCUGUCUCCUCUUCACCGCAUUGACGGCGGCAACUGCUACGGUGACGGCCACGCCGUUUGUGGCGCAAAACUCAUUGCUCUUGCUGUCACAACAAAAGCUGGAGCAACACUCGCACAACAACAACAACAACACAAGUAGUGGUAGCAGCAGUAGUAGCACCUUUCCGUCGACUUCAGCGCAUAAUUACAAUCACCGACACACAAUGCUACCCGCCACGCUCGCGUCCCCCGUAACGCAACCACCAGCAUUGGCACCACCAGCAAUACGGAACCGUAUGAUGGAUAUUGAGGUGUUGAACGGCAGCAGUUACUCCGACACCUUGAAGAGUCUCUCUUCGACCAUCGAGGAUGCGGAGGCGGGGCAGGGUGACGUAAAUCAGCUGCCAAUCUUUGACUUUGGCUUGCCGCGUAAUAUAACGGCACGUACCGGUCAAGCGGAAGCUGCAAUUAAAUGUCGAGUCGAGCGCUUGGACGAUAAGUCGGUCUCGUGGAUACGUAAACGUGAUUUGCAUAUACUAACCGUAGCCACGGCGACGUACACAUCGGAUAAACGCUUUCAGGUGACUUCGUCGAAAGAUGGACGCGAAUGGACGUUGCAUGUGAAAUCGCCGCAGGCUCGUGACACCGGUAUCUAUGAAUGUCAGGUGAAUACCGAACCAAAAAUGUCAAUGGCAUUUCAAUUGAACAUCAUUGAGAUACCCGCCGAUUCGCGCGCCAUCAUCAGCGGCCCGGCCGAUCUGCAUUUCAAAGUCGGCAGCGCAAUAAUACUCAGCUGUCAUGUGCAACAGCCGAGCGUUCGUGAUAUUGGACCGAUUUAUUGGUAUCGCGGUGAGCAUAUAAUUACGCCAUUCGAGCUGGACGAAGAUGAAGAGAGCGACAGCGACAUCGUCAUCAACAGCAACAAAAACAAACAUAGUCAUAGCAACGCUGGCGGUGGCAUGGCUACACCAGCGCUGACGGGCAAUGAGCUGGCUGCUGAUGUGACAGCGCCGAUAACAAAUGCCAAGGCAUUGACUGCUGCUGCCGGUGGCCCGAGCGCAAUGGCGGCCACAGUGCCGCACGAUGGCUUAAGCAAUGACAUAACGCCGGACUUCACGGCGCGUAUCGCCAUGGAAUCACAGUUGGGCGACACAAUGAAAUCAAGGUUGCGCAUCUCGAAUGCACAGACAACGGAUACAGGGAAUUACACUUGUCAGCCGACAACGGCGAGCAGCGCUAGCGUCAUGGUGCACGUGAUUAAUGAUGAAAAUCCGGCGGCCAUGCAAAAAAGCAGCGCCAGUUCGAUGCGUAUAACAACAACAACAAGAAUAAGCUUGGCAGCGCGGCUGCCGUUGCUUUUACUAGCAGCAAUAACAACAAUAAUAAUAGAAACACUAAUGACAAGGGCGAAUGUAAUAACGCGAACAACAAAUGCAACAAUGGCAAUAAUAUCAACAAUAACAACAACAACGUUGCUGAUAACCUACUUAACUGGAGUCUAUAUGCCGCAGCCACAACAACAGUUCACGAGGCAGGAAACGCAGAAAUUAAAUUGGCUACGCCAACAAUAGCAAAACCAGCAACAACAGCAACAAAAGCUAUAGCGAUUGUGUUAGCAGCAGUGGCAGCAGGCAUAGCAAUACCAGCAACAAAUACUCUGCAAAUUCUUUGGGUAUUCUUCGUAAUGUCUUGAGCAGUGCCCGUUUGUGAUAGUUGUUAUUGUUGUUGGUUUUGUUUUUGUUGUUCGACUUUUGUUUGCUUUGGCGUUUAAGUUUCUUAUUGCAUUAUUCUAAUGGCGCACUCAUCUAACUAAAAGUAUAUGGGAGCUGACACGCGUACACAAACACACGCACCGUCUUUUCACACACACAUACACAUACAGCGAAGCAUUCAAACACACACAUACACCAACAUUUUGUACCAACUGCACAACUGCUGAAGGUUAUGUUGUUAUUGUUUUUUCGUGAGCUGCUGGCGACACUGUCAGUCCAGUGCUGCAACAAUAACAACUACAAUAAUAUUAUUAUUGCGACUGUCAGGUGGCAGGAACUUCUUGAUGCUUUCGGCUAAUAUGCGCUUGUCGGUAGCAGCUGGCAACAAUCUCAUCAAAAGCAGAACCAACAGCACCACCAGCAUUGUGGCAGCAACAACAAGCAGCAGAAGCAGCUUGGCAUAGUCUGGAUUGCCGAUUGCAGGCUCAUCCACCGCUUGCUCUUAGACUUCCACUUGUCCCUCUUCUUCACCUACUCCGCUGAGGUAUUGCCAUCCAUCGGUCGGUCCAAUAGCUUAAUGGUAAUGCCAGCACAUGAACUUUGCCACAGCAGCAACUUCGCAGUCCGUCACAGGGACACUACUUGCCUUAUCUCUGCGGCAUUUCAACGGUAAAGCAGCGUCGGCGCAUGCAGAAGACGCGUAACAAGCUGACGUCUGUGAAAAUAUCAUUGAAGACGACUAAAGACUACCUACCCACAGACUCACUUAUACACACAUACAUACAUAUACAUAUAUACCCAAAACAUCAUACAGAAGAAUCCUUGAUUCUACCAUGGCUCCUCUGAACACUGGUUGCUCGGAAUGCUGAUUGCCCAUCGCCUCGGAGCUGAGGUAAGUGUUUGCGGUGUGGUGGCGGUGCAUAAGUAAAUCUAAAUACGAAAGGAAGAAGAAACAAAGCAAAAACAGCAAAAUAAAUAGGAUCAAAUAUAGUAAAUAAAUAUAGACGAGAUACACGUGCUGUAGGCCUAACUUAUGUUGGAAAGGGGUGCAAGUGUAGGCAGCCAAAAUGGCAAACCGCUUAAAUAUUAGCAUUUCAUUUUGCUGAAAGGCCAUUGAAGCAAGUGAAAAGAAGAAGAUAUGAAGAUUUCAUAUAAUAUUGUAUUUGAGGCAUAGUGUUGCCAAUCAUUGUAAAAAUCGGGCCCACUAUUUUAAGCUUAGAUUCGGCCAAUGGGUGUUCCAUUUCUUUGAGUUCUACUCAUAGCCAAGAUCCAAGUCUAUAUCAACCUUCCUGCAUAGUGGUUUGACCCAUCUUAGUUAGAUUAGUACCAUCCAUCAAAAUAUAGCUGUCCCUUUCUGUCACUCUUCUCUAGCUUCAGCUAAUCUAUGUAUUUUAAAAGUUUUUCUACGGUUCUAUUUAAAAUAUAACGUAAUUUUGAAAGCUACUUUUAAGAGUCUGUAUUAGGUCUCGGAAGACAUACUAAGCUUAUUCAUAUUUUUAUUUUAGAACCUUCAUUCUUGUUUGAAGACAUAAAGUGAGAGAAAUUAAAAAUGGCUCGGUUGUAACGAAAUAUGUAGCGCACUCAAAUUUCGUCACAGAGAUGGAGCUCCACCAUAGUAAUAAAAACUAUUCCAACUUGAGGGACUGUUUUUUGUUUUUUUUUGUUGACGGUAAAAACCUUUUAUCAUCUUCGAGGAUUUGAUGAUGACUUAUUCUCAAUUUCCUAAAUUUUCGGUGGAUGUGUGUGUUUCGUAUAUGAAGAACGUUUUGGUUACAAUUUAAAAAAAAAGACUUUUCUGCUCAACACAAUAAGGGUGUAUAAAUCAGAAUCCCCACAUUUCUGACUUUCUCUUAUGUCUGUGAACAAAGCAUACCAUUUCUGAUAGCGUUUUCUUUUCUCGAUGAAAAUGUUGACACAUGUGACGUCAUUAUAUAAAUGCAACAAUUUUGUGAGAAAAGAAAACGCUGUUAAUCUUUACCUUUCUUUCUUCUCACCUUGUACACCCCAUAUGUCUUUUAAUUUGUCUAAAAAGAAGAAUCUUCCACCUGAACAUUUCCUAACGUCACUGUAAAAUAUAUUAAAUAAAAUACACGACGUAAAAAUUCAGAUUAUAAUGUUGAAAGACAACACUCGCGACUCAGAGAGGGUAAGACGGUAGCACAAGUUGGUCCACGCGUAUUUACAUACUUGAGAAAUGUGACCUUCAAAAAUAUUGUAUGUAUGCAGUCAAUCACAAUAAGCAUAAAUUUGAUUGAUAAAUGCCGAGUCGAAAUGCAAUGCUUUCAGCUGUUGAUAAAUAAGGUAGGCGAUCGGUAAAUAUGUAAUCAAUGGCUAACAAAAGCGGAAGCAAAAGAAAAUGAAGACACAAUUUGUAUGUAAUCAAAUGGAAAAAGAAAAAGGAGCAAUCAGUAGGAAAAGCAACAAUGAGAGCACAUGACAUCGCAAUUAUUCUGAUUGUUAUGGAAGGUAUCUACAAUAAUUUGUUUAAUAAUAUAUAUUUUUCGGGCAGAAUAUUUUUAUCCUUAAAAUAGUAUCCAUUUAUUCAUAGCUCGAAAUAUAAUAUUUAGUUUAUCAAAGACCCUAGUACAGCUUUUAUUAGAACAAUUAUCCACACAUUUAUCACAAGUCCCAACUCGAGCUGCUUUUUAGGGCAAAGGUGCCACACUUUCUCUACGUUAAUCACUUUUUCAUAUAACAUUAAAAGUAAAGAUUUACGGACUCCUAACUUGCAUCACAUCAAUAUAUAGGACUGUAAUUCUGUAAGCUUCAAAAAUUUUCAAAUUCUCGUUACGCUUCUUCGUCAAAUCUCGACUAGAGGGGCUUCAUAAAAAUACCAAUGUUAUAUAUAAAAUAUGUAAUUUUAUAAUUACAUACAUAAUAGUUAUUCAGAUUUAUUCAGCAGGUUAAAAAUUUGUUUCUUCCAUAAUUUAAGCAUGUUUGCUAGCAGAUACUAGCAUUUAAGAAACAAACAUAGAGUUUUACUGAAAUGACCGUAAUGUGGUUGUAUCUAAUAUUUUUCAUAUUUCAUAAGUUCUGCAGCCAUUAACCCUGCUUCACACAUCUAAAUUGAAACUAGACAUUAGACACAUAAUAACUUUUAUAAAAUGUUUAAAAUUAAAUUUUUUUUCAACUAAAUAACUUUUUUUUUAAAUUUUUUUUUUUGAUUUUUUUUUUUUACAUUUAUAUUUACUUCUCAUUUUUAUUUAGAUUGCCGUAGGGCGUUAAGAUUACUAUUAGUAUAAUAGUAUAUAGGUAUAGUUAAUUAGAUUUAAAAAAAAGUAGUUGAAAGUUGUAUAUAAUAAAAUCUAAAAAGGCUACAACAACCACUAUAUGUUAAGAAUAUACAAACGAAAUUCAAAUGCAUAUGCACAUACAUACAUAUUUAUAUAUGCAUAUGUAUGUAUGUAUCUCACUCUGUGUAUACAUUUUUUAUAUACUAUGUAAGUAAAAACAAGAUUAUCGCAUCAUUCGUUAUUUUUAAUUUUUUUAUUAAAUUUUUUUUUUCACACUUUUUAUUAAAUUUUUUUACCGUAAAUUAAAUUUUUGUAUGUGUUAUUAAUUUUUUUUAAAGAUAUAAAGUUUCUUUAAAAUAUUUUUUUAUAAAAAGCUUUAUAUUUGGCUAUUUCAUUGAAAUCAAAAAAAAAAAAAAACAAAGUAAAGUAACGUAAAAUAAGCGGUGAAACUUUACGUAAGAAAUUCCGCAAUGUUAAAGCAUAGACUUUAUAUAUCAACAUGCAUUCAAAGAUAAAAAUAAUAAAAAUAAAAACUAGAAAAGCACCCGCUGCCAAGCUGCCGAGUGAAAAAUGUAAUCUUAAAAACAAAAACCUAAAACCACAACAAAAGCAUAUUUGUAUAAGUAACAAUAGGCAAACAACUAUAUGCUUAAUACAUUAAACUGCAUAGCAUAGUAUAUAAGCAUGAAUACAUAGUAUAUAUAAGUAAAUAAACACAUAUAUGCUACGAUAUAUGUACAAAGUGGAUUGGUUGAUAGUUAAUAAUGUGCUUAUAUAACGCAUACCAAAAAAGCAAAUAAGGAAUACAGUUAUGUACAUAUAUACAAACAUAAGUAAAAUUACAUACUUUUAGGCGCUGAAGCCGCAGCAAGCAAGCAACAAAUGCAACACUGGCAUUAAGUGCGAAGCAAAAACUGAAUUGAAACCAAACGAAUGCGUGCAAUCCAAACGAAAUAAAAGUAGAAUAAAUUAAAUAAAUGCAAUUAAAAGGUAAUAAAAAGUAAAAAAUUAAUUGAAAUAAAGGGAAAUAAAUUAAAAUACAAAGAAUUAUCAAAUUGUUCUCAAUGCGUGUAAGAAAUCGAAUCAAUUAAUGCAAUGAAUGUGUGGAGAAUUCAAUGAAUGCUAGAGUUAAACCGCGUUAGCGCAAAAUCGUGUAAUGGUAUAACGGUACAUUAUGCAAUCGAACGAGUUAAAUGCAAUUGCAUAUAAUUGGAAUGUGCGUUUGCGGUCAAAUGCAGGCGAGAUCAAACGCACACAUACUAAUAUAAUAUAAACAUAAGUACCAAUACACACACACAUAUACACAUAACACAUACUACAUUACCACAAAGUAGCAACAAACAAAAAAAUGUUAACUUCGGCGGCGCCGAAGCUAUAAUACCCUUCACAGCGCACUUCUUUUAGCAUAAAAGGGUAUAAAAAUAUCUUUAUCUUGGUUGUGAUCGUUCGAUUUGUAUGGCAGCUAUAUGCUAUAAUGGUCCAAUCUGAACAAUUUCUUCGGAGAUUGUAGCGUUGCCUUGGACAAUAACCCGUUCAAAAUUUCGUAAAGAUAUCUUGUCAAAUAAAAAAAAUUUUCAUAAAAGAACUUGAUUUGAAUCGAACAGUUUGUAUGGCAGCUAUCUACAUGCUAUAGUGGUCUGAUAUUGGUGGUUUCGACAAAUAAGCAGUUUCUUGGUGAGUAAAGAACCUUUGCAAAUAUACUUUAGAGAUUCACUGACAAUUCCUGCUGAAUGUUACAAACUUCGUGGCAGACUUAAUAUAGCUUAUGUUGGGUAUAAAAAUUAAGUUUGUAGCAAAAUAGGUGUAUGUGUAUGUUGUGUGUGUGUGGUUGUGUAGCAAGCAUAAAACGCUGGGUAAAUAUGCGCUCUACACUUGUGUGUUUUUGCUAAAUUGCAAAUUAAUUUCCGUUAUCAGCAUGCUCAUCCAGUUUUUGCCUGCAACUUUGCCCUCCAACAUGUUUUUGUUUUUUGUUUUGUUUUUUUUUGCAUUUGCCCCAAAGCAGCUAACGAAAUUAAUUGAAAAAUUGCAUUCAUACCUUUUAUACUGCAUUUAACGGUAAAGCGUAAAUUAAAUUUUUCCGUUAUUUCUUAAAUAAUGCGUGGAAAAAGCUUAUACCUUCUUAUCUCUUCUCAUUUUGUCGUUUGUAUUUUUGAAAAUUUGGACCAUCUAACGGUUCUAUUUAACACCUUACUAUAAUUGAGUUGUUAUUAUAAAUAUAUAGACAUACAUUCUAUAUAUAUAUAUAUAAAAAUCAUCCGAAAGCGGCCAAAGAAAUAAAUUUGGUUCAGGAGUCACUGAAAAGGAAAAUGCGUGAUUCCAUUCAUUUUAAAGUAGGCGUGGUCUGCCCUCCAAAUUGUUUUAUUUUUUUAAGUUAUCGGCAGCCAUUGAAUUAUUUCGAAAACAAUUUCGUAAAAACAUUGCAUUUAACUAACGAAUGCUUCUCAUAUGAAUAUAUUUAUUUACUUUAAAUAUACGGCAUAAAAAAUUAGCAAUAUUUCUUGCUAUAAUAUUUUCUAAGUUACCUUUUUAUUUAUUUUCUAAGCUUUACUUUAUAUGUUUCAUAUUUAAUUUUUUUUCAUAAGCUUACUGGCAACACUGGCAACUUUUAUAUAAAUAUAUUGGUCCUUUGUCUUUUUUAAACGCUACUUUAAAUUUAUUUUGAGCAUUUUUCUCUGUUUAAAUGUCUCUGAAGUUUUCAUUUCAGUUAGUGCGAAGGUUUUCAAAGUACACCUAUUGUGUUGAAGUGGAUUCUUGCUGGAAUUGAAGUAAGAGAGCUAAAGAAUUGCAAGCUUUUUGAAGAACGUGAUCCAGUGUAAUAAUUAGCCAUGCCUCUAGUUUCCUCAACGUGAAAGAAAUUCUGAACGAUUCGGCCGAAAAGUGAUACGUUCGAUAAUCAUCUAGCAAUACUACCAAUCUGCUGAAAGUGGUUAGAGCAAUAAAAUUAGUGUUGGUGGCGAUUAUAUAUUGAUUAUCUUUAAAUAAUUAUAUUGAUUACUUUUAAAUAAAUAUGAAAUCUGAAAAAUAAAUGUUUUAUUUUAU
This is a messenger RNA of Bactrocera oleae (olive fruit fly), 12309 nucleotides long. RefSeq names its product defective proboscis extension response 3. NCBI's taxonomy places the organism in Eukaryota, Metazoa, Arthropoda, Insecta, Diptera, Tephritidae. The record is from RefSeq and is a predicted model, not a curated record. Gene Ontology annotation, biological process: synapse organization. Gene Ontology annotation, cellular component: neuron projection membrane.